AUGGAGGCUGCGACGGCCACCGCUUUUGUGGGUAGGAUCGCGCCGAAGCUCUUGGAGUUCUUAGCUGCAAAUCACAAGCUUCGACAGAACCUGGAGCACGACAUCACCUACAUCCAAAGAGAGUUUGCGUUAAUUUCUGCCGCCAUCCAGCAAGAUGAUGAGUGUCGCUGGAGGAGCGGCACCCUCGGCGACCAUGUGCAGAGGGCCUGGAUCCAAAUCAUACGUGACUUGGCGCAUGCCAUCGAGGACUGCAUCGACCGCUUCAUGCACCGGGUGACCAUCUCUGGGACGUCGACGUGGAUCCGUCAGGCUGUCUACCGGGUGCAGACGGUGACAGUACGGAAGGAGUUUGCCAAGGCGAUCCGUGAGCUCAAGAAAAUAUCACAAGAGUCAUCCAAGCUGAGAGAAACUUAUUACAACGCCAGUAUCGGUGCAGGCACCUUCCCGUCAGCAUCGUCGUCGGCAGUGGCAUCGGCACCUGAGACAACAACAGAGAUGGCCAUAGACGACACCGUUUCAGCUCGCAGCCCCGUGGGUAUGGACGCUCCCCGGGAUGAACUUCUGGAGCUGAUACAGCAGCAGCAGCAACAGCUUAAGGUGAUCUCUGUUGUUGGCUUUGAUGGCAUAGGCAAGACCCUCCUUGUCAGGCAUGUGUACCAGAGUAUGAUGAGCCAGUAUGAAGUAAGGGCUUGGGUUUGUGCAGCCAAUCAAAGGGGUGCAAGCGAUGUUGUCGAAGAGAUUCUUCGGCAACUUGGCAUCCCCACCACAUCCACCAAUGGUGGAGGUAACCUCAGCAAGUUCUGCCGAAUCCUCAGAUUGUGCCUUCAAACCAAGAGGUUCUUCAUCGUACUCGAUGACAUGAGGACAGAAUUUUGGCAUGAUAUUAAAGAUGCCUUUGUGGGGUUGAACGGCAGAGUUCUGGUGACAACGGCUAUUCAGUCAGUAGCAAAUGCCUGCAGCAGCUCAGCAGCCCAUGAUCAUGUGUAUGCAAUGAAAAGCCUUCCUGAUGGACACUCGAGGCAGUUGUUUUUCAAGGAAGCUUUCCAAGACGAUGAUCCGCCAAUCGGUAAAGAGGAUCAGCUUGGCUCGGAAGCACUGAAGAAGUGUGAUGGUUUACCCCUUGCUCUUGUUACUACAGCCCGGUACUUGCAAAGCACAGGUAAUCCGACGCGUGAAAACUGGGCAACAUUGUGCCACAACCUGGGAGCACACCUGGAAACGAAGGAGAUGUUAGCAAGAAUGAAGCGUGUACUUGUCCAAAGCUACACCAGCCUUGUUAAACACGAUGUCAAGACAUGCUUGCUAUGUCUAGGUAUCUACCCUAGUGGCCGUACAGUCAGGAGAGGAAGCUUGAUAAGGAAAUGGUGCGCUGAAGGGUUUAUCCCAGGAGAUUAUAUGUGUAAUGCUCUGGAUGCUGCUAUCGGCAAUUUCAAAGAGCUGCUCAACCGGAGCAUCAUCCAGCGUACAGAUGCCAGUAGCAAAAACAUCACAGAUCAGGUGAAGACAUACCAUACUCACGGCAUGAUGCUCGAGUUCAUCCUGCACAUGUCCAAGUGUGACAACUUCAUUACCUUGUUAUAUGAUCAGCUGGCCCCCCCACCCCCACCCAGUAAAAUCCGUUGGCUCUCCCUCCAUGAAGCAAGUGCCAGAGUGGCUAAUGAUCUAUCUCUUGUCCGAUCUCUGACAAUCUUCGGCAGGGCACAUGACUCUGUCUUGGAUUUCUCCAAAUAUGAACUGCUGCGGGUUUUGGAUCUAGAAGAAUGCGGUAACCACUUGGAGGACAAGCAUCUUAGGGAGAUAUGCAGCAACCUGUUAUUGCUCAGGUACCUAAGCCUUGGGGCCGCUAUUAAGGUUACGAUGCUCCCCAAAGAGAUUAAGAAGCUUCAACUUUUGGAGACGCUGGAUGUAAGAAGAACCAAGAUAGAGAUUCUGCCGACACAAGUUAUGGAGCUGCCAUGCCUGAUACAUCUGUUCGGAAAUUUCAAGCUCCAACAAGGUGUAGGAGGCCGGAGAAUGCACAAGCUACAGACUUGGCUCUCAGAGAAUAGCAAAUUGGAAACAGUAGCAGGAUUUGUUGUGGACAACAACAAGAGCCAAGGAUUUGCACAGCUCAUAGAGCAUAUGAAACACUUGACAAAAGUGAAAAUAUGGUGUCAGCAGUCCAGUAAUAAUAGUAAGGAUCCCCUUGCCAGUGGCGGCGGCAGCAGCAGCAACAACAACUGCACUCAUCUCUCAAAGGCCAUCAAGGGGUUCAUCAAGAGAAGCACCGACGUGAAAAAAGGUCAUUCACUCUCACUGAAUUUCAGUGAUGAAUGGUUCCAAGACUUGCUUGUGAGCUUGUCCCUAGAAAAAGAAGAAGCUUCCUCCUGCUAUCUUAGCUCGCUCAAGCUACAAGGGGGCAACAUAUGCAGCCUGCCUCCGUUUGUUACCAUGCUGGGUGGUCUCACUAAGCUGUUCCUUUCAUCCCCUGGUCAGCUGAGUGGGGAUAUUCUUGCUGCCCUGAGCAGGGUGCGUUGCUUGGCGUACCUGAAGCUAAUUGCAUCUCAACUGGACAAACUCACCAUCGUACAAGGUGCACUUGGAAGCCUGCAAUGCCUAUGCAUCAUGGUGGAAGUCAUGACUGAGCUGGAAGUCCAGGAGGGAGCUCUGCCACUCCUCGAGUCACUCCGGCUGCUAUGUACAGAUCUAAAUGGCUUUUGCAGCAUGACAAUCCAGUCCCUACGACGUAUUAAGGAGGUCACCCUCCAUGAUGGAGUAAGUGAUGAAACAAAGCACGAGUGGAAAGAAGCAGCAAAGAAACACCCCAGACGUCCCAAGCUCUUGUUUGUUAAGACAGUUGAAGAUGUUGAUAUGGGAUGUGAACCUACAUACAAUUCUGAGAUAAUACAAGUUGAUGGUGAUGACCUGCAACAGGAUGAUGAUGAGAAAGAAGAUACAGAUAAAAUUAAUAUCCUAGAGGAUUUUGCUAGCAAGACUUGUCUGGACCCUCCGAUGAACAAGGAAAGUUUUGAACAGGGGAUGGAAGGAAUGGUAGGUUUAGAGGAUGAGCGGAUGGAAGAUGUCACUCGGUCUACUGAUCAAAAUGAUGUACUUUUAGUGGUGGGUGAGAACAGAAGAAAGAGGGCAAGGUUGGACAUUGGUGAAGACAACUCAAUGGACAAGGUUGUUGAUAGGGUGAAGCGCAAGAACCCAGAGGAUGUAAAUAAAUCUAUUCAAGUGAUUAGAGAUUCAUAA
Molecule: messenger RNA, 3234 nt
Organism: Triticum turgidum subsp. durum (durum wheat)
Lineage: Eukaryota; Viridiplantae; Streptophyta; Magnoliopsida; Poales; Poaceae
Source: the annotation of a GenBank genome assembly